UUAAAUGCCGGGCUCCGUCCGCCAACCAUCACGGCGUGUGUAGCUGUUGAUGUUGAUUCUAUCGGCAGUUCUGCAGCCGGGUUAUGCCUUUGCCCCCGACUGUUGUUGUCAUCCCGAGUUGGACGUAUAAGUUGCCGGAUCAGGAAUCCCGUGAAAAUGUGACUCAAUUCGCAACGGGCACUAUUAAUUGAGCUCCGCUUGCGCAGCCCACCGUGCUCCCCAACUUUUCGUUACAAUGGCCGCCCGUCUCACUCAAGUGCAAGGACACCUUUCGAACAACCAUCCUCGAGGCCUUCUGGCUGGCGAGGUUGCCAUCAUUACUGGCGCUGCACAAGGGAUUGGAAGGUCGACGGCUCUCUUAUUUGCUAAAGAAGGCGCAAAAGUCGUCGUGUCGGACUUGGAUGCGAAGAAAGCUGAGGCUGUCGUUGAGGAGAUUCGUGCUGCUGGUGGUGAUGCGAUUGCUGUUGGAGGUGAUGUGUCGGCAGAGGACUUCCCGGACAGAAUCAUAAAAGCCACCAUCGACAAAUACGGCAAACUUAAUCAUCUCAUCAACAAUGCUGGCUUCACAUUCGACAAAAUGAUUCACACCAUGACUGACCAGACGUUCGAUAUCAUCCUCAAGGUUCACGUCCGCGCUCCUUUCCGCCUUAUCCGUGCCGCAGCACCGUAUUUGCGUAUUAAGGGUAGCAAGGAAAACCGGUCAAUUGUAAAUGUCUCGAGCACCAGUGGUUUGCACGGAAACGUUGGACAAAUCAACUACGCGGCCGGGAAAGCUGCCGUGGUUGGUAUGUCAAAAACUAUCGCGAAAGAAUGGGGUUCGUUUGGUGUCCGUGCCAAUACGGUCGCUUAUGGCUUUAUUGAGACCCGCCUGACCGCUAACAAGGCUGAUGGCGCAUCCAUCGAAAUCGGAGGCAAGAAGAUUGCUCUGGGCGUACCGAAGCCCGCUGCUCCAACUGGCGACAAGAAAGCAGCUGCGCCGCCUGUUCCAAAUCCUAUUCCUCUCCAGCGCGGUGGUACUCCCGACGAGGCCGGUGCUGCCAUCCUCUUUUUGGCCUCACCUCUCGCCUCUUAUAUCUCAGGACACACUUUAGAAGUGACCGGUGGUCUCGGAAUUUGAUCCGAUCCUGUUGUAGGUAUACAAAAGAGAUAUACACUUCACUGGAGGAUGCCAUCUAUGCUUUUCCCACGCCAGAGACCCUUGCUAGAAGGUGAAGUGGACAUUUUAGAGCUCCUAGCAAAUGGCUUGGCAUAGGCGAAAGUGACUUCGAUUGUUCGUUUACUUGCGACGUUAGUAGUUUCUCUUUGGGUCAGCAUCGAGAAUCCGAUGGCAUAGCAUUGACACACAUGAGAAGGGGACUUAAGAUACAAACCGUCCUACGUGGAUUUGUAGUCGAGCUACGGGCUUG
Cantharellus anzutake is the source of this 1406-nucleotide messenger RNA. Its product is annotated as short-chain dehydrogenase/reductase SDR. The transcript has 11 exons. The record is from RefSeq and is a predicted model, not a curated record. Gene Ontology annotation, molecular function: oxidoreductase activity, acting on the CH-OH group of donors, NAD or NADP as acceptor. The coding region runs from base 236 to 1117 and encodes 293 amino acids. Lineage: Eukaryota; Fungi; Basidiomycota; Agaricomycetes; Cantharellales; Hydnaceae.